Messenger RNA from Necator americanus (New World hookworm), 780 nucleotides. RefSeq lists its product as uncharacterized. Gene Ontology annotation, biological process: axon guidance; ephrin receptor signaling pathway. Gene Ontology annotation, cellular component: plasma membrane. Lineage: Eukaryota; Metazoa; Nematoda; Chromadorea; Rhabditida; Ancylostomatidae. The transcript has 7 exons. The record is from RefSeq and is a predicted model, not a curated record. Bases 1 to 780 code for a protein of 259 amino acids. Gene Ontology annotation, molecular function: ephrin receptor binding.
AUGCUAUUAUUGGUUCUUUAUUACCUCUUCACUCCAACUGAAACGAUGAAAUUACCAGAUGUCUACUGGAAUUCAACGAAUGCGCUAUUGGAACAAUACGUUGCCAUUGGAGAUGCAAUGGACAUUGUUUGCCCUUUCUAUGACCCCGACGUCGAUUUUAUGGAUACCGAACAAAGCAUCAUUUAUAGGGUUUCCAAAUCGGAUUACGAGUCUUGCACCCUAUCGUCCACAGCAAAAGAAUUAGGUCGUUGUAUUUCACCAAUGAGAAGGGACAAGGUCAAAGUUUCCUUCCGGCUACUUAGUCCGAAUCCAUCCGCUCUGGAUUAUCGGCCUGGACAUACUUACUACUUUAUAACCACUUCUACUGGUACCCCAUGGGGACUGGACAACACCAGAGGAGGUUUAUGCUCCACACAUCAGCUCAAAAUGAUUAUACAUGUCGGAGAUUACGGUCACCAUCAUCAUCAUCGUCAUCACAGGAGACCCACAACCACCACCGAAUCACCACCACCAGAGGAAUCGGACUGGCCUGCCGAUCCACUGUGGACGAAUAUCUUCCAGAAAGUAGAAACCGUCGGGAAUAGCAUUUGGUCUACAGUAACGCGAGGCGAGCGAUUGUCGCAACGACACGAAUACGAAUCCGUACCGUUCAACGACAACAUUGAUUUUCAGAUACAUGAAAUUGGCGAUGUGGAAAGCCUCUUCAUGUCGUCGUCAUCCGUUCUUACUUCGGUGCCACUAUGGAUUCUAUUAAUAGUGGCUGCACUGCUAAGGACCUAG